CUCGGGCUUUCUCGGUGCUCGCCUGCGCUCGCUUCGCGGGCCAGGGGAGGAGAAAAAAUGGCGCUUCCCCCGGCCGCCGAGGCAGCGGCAUUGAGCCCUUCGGAGCCCCCCGCCGCGGGCGCCCGGGAGCCACCCGGGCCGCCGGACGCCGAGGAGCCGCUGGCCAUACAGCGUCUGGCGGAGCUGAGGCCAGAGCCCGGCGGCGUCCCCCUGCACUCCCCCUGGACCUUCUGGCUCGACAGGUCCCUCCCUGGUACUACAGCAGCUGAAUGUGCAUCAAACUUGAAGAAAAUCUAUACAGUGCAAACAGUGCAGAUAUUCUGGAGUGUGUACAAUAAUAUUCCUCCUGUGACUAACCUGCCUCUAAGAUGUAGUUAUCAUUUAAUGAGGGGAGAGAGACGACCACUCUGGGAAGAAGAAAGUAAUGCAAAGGGUGGUGUGUGGAAAAUGAAAGUCCCCAAGGAAAGCACGCCCAUGAAGAACAUCAUGCUUUUGAAGGUGGACGUGGAAAACAUUAAUUGCACUUUGUACAGAAUUCUUUGUCCUUUGCUGAUUGAUUUUGGACAAGAUCUCAGUAGGAGAGAAGUGAAGAGAAGACUUGCUGAAGCAAGAUGCUGGCCUUUUUAGAUAUGUUUUUCAUCUUAUAUUUGGUCAGAGUACUCCAAGUUGCAAGUGGCAGGGGACUUAUGUUGAUUUCUAACGUGAUAUUACUUGCUUUGGGUCUUCUUUUAGAUUCUUUCUGUUCUCUUCACUCUGAUUGUCCCCCCACCCCACCCCAAUUUUCUUAUUUUCUCUUCAUUCUAAUUACUGUUUUAAGUAGAACUGUCUCCUUGAGGUACAAGGUUCUGGUUUCUCUUGAAAGGGCAUAUAUGCACAGCCCUGACAAUGCUGCUCUUCCCGAUGAUCAUGCUGUCCAUAAAGGAGACUAGCUUGGGGAACCAGGCAUUUGAAUUAUUUGUCAUGAAACAUUCCUACCAAUAAAGCUUUUGCUCAUUGUCUUUGUUUCAGGAGAAAAGGAAACUGUACUAUGUGUUCUAAUAUACAAAGUGAUCUGGUUUUGCACUGACAAGAUUACAUGUAUAGGUUGGAUGGAAAGUUUAGGGUUGGAUUUUUGUUGUUAUUUUUUGUUUGUUUGUUUUUUACACAAAAGGUAAGAUCAAGAACUGAUCUAUGGUGAAUACCAUGAGCACAUUUUCAUAUUGAUCCACUCUGGAAAUUUUUUUAACCAGGACUUUACUUUGGCCUUUUGAAAGCAAUACUUAAGAGUGGAAGAAAGGGCUUUCAUUUCAUAGGAAACCUGAAGCUUCUUAUUUAAAAGGGAAGUGAUAACGUAAUUGCUUAGAAUUAAGUUUACUGCCUUCUGAAUUUAGGGUGUGUGUAUCUACUUAAGGUUUUCUGAAUCAAUCCUAACGCAUUUUGCUAAAUGGAUUCUCAUUUCUAGCUUGUGUUCUGUUUAGUUUCACAUUAUUGAGAGUGCUCUGAGGGAGGCAGUUUUUUCCUCCCUUUUUCAUUUAGGAGCAGGAAGUUAAUUCUCAUUUGCAGUGUGAAUGUGAAUAUUUACAAAGUUGAACUCUGAGUGCAUUUUGUCCAUAUUAAUUAUUGGAAUUGUUGAUAUAUUUUAUUAUACUACCAAAGAAUGAUUGAUUUUAACUGUUUUUUUUUAAAUUGGAAGCUGCAGAGUAGAAGCAAAUGUACACCCCUUUUCCCCCACUGAAUGAGAUGAGUGUUUUUUCACUUGGGAAUUGUUCAUCUUGCACUGAUAUUCAUAUCUUUAUUCUAGGAAGUCUCUACCUACACCUACCUGGAAAAAGCACAAGAUUUUUUGGUGUGCUUUUUUUUUUUUUAAGUUGUUCCUUUUUGUCGCUUUAUUUCAGGACUGUUAGCAAGUAACACAAGUUGAUACAUCUUGUGAUAGGGCAAUGGGUUCAGCACCCCUGUUUUGCCCACUGUUUCUAACUCCUCUUUGCAAAGUUGACCCUGCAAAGGUAUGACUUAAGAUAAUCAUCAGAAAUAUGUUUAUAAAUAAAUGAAAUUUUCAUUUAACAUUUUUAGAAUUCCAGCUGUAUUUAUAAAUAAUAAAUUGUGCAGUUCACUUACAUUAUCAAUAAAAAAAAACUUUCUAAAAUUGAGUUGCUUCAUUGAUUUUAA
Molecule: messenger RNA, 2148 nt
Organism: Gracilinanus agilis (Agile Gracile Mouse Opossum)
Lineage: Eukaryota; Metazoa; Chordata; Mammalia; Didelphimorphia; Didelphidae
Gene: EIF4E3
Product: eukaryotic translation initiation factor 4E family member 3
Exons: 5
Coding region: 58-627 (189 amino acids)
Biological process (GO): translational initiation
Cellular component (GO): eukaryotic translation initiation factor 4F complex
Molecular function (GO): translation initiation factor activity; RNA 7-methylguanosine cap binding
Source: RefSeq, a predicted model, not a curated record